UUAUAGAAAUCUAUCAUUUUCUAUCAAUUAGCUUAUAUAAGGACAACCUAUCAUGUUUUUGCUAUUCCAAAUAUAGCGUUUAGUUGCGGAAAUAUCGAGCAAUUUGUUAAGUACAUAACAUAAUUACCCAUUCGAUAUUAACUUUAAUUAUUUAACAUUCAGGUUAAUUCGUUUAUUAGCAAUCAAUCGAAUUAUCUUUAAAGAUCCUUCAAAUCUUUAUUAUCACGAAAUACCGAUUUAGCCCGCAGUUAUUUAUACACGUCUUAUGUAAUUUUCUUUAGUUAUAUGUUGUAACUAGAGCCUGUAGACAUGAAGUUGGUUUUAAUAGCCACCUUCUCCUUGAUCCUACUCGUUAAUUGCGAGCCGCAACGUGGCUACCCAAAUGAUGAGCAGUUGACCAUAAACUCUAAUAGCAAUCGAAAUGAGAAUCGUAAUAAAAACGAUCGCCGCAAGGAAGGGAACCCGAGAAAUCAGGAGAGAGUUAAUGAAGAACGUGAUCAGAGAGAGUAUAGAAACCAAGGCAGAGAAAGAAGUCGAGGAAAUCAAGGUUCUGAUAAUGUAGAUGGCCGUGUGACAGAAAGACACGGAGCAUACGGUGGGAACUAUGGAUAUCCUUCGCAUGAAGGAUUGAACUACGCCAACGUAGCCGAACUCCUCUCGGGUAGAGACAACUACAGCGAACUUAAAAAGGAUGACAGACGUAACAAGGAAUAUAAGAAUCGCGAAUAUGAUCCAUACUAUCAAAAAAUUCCGAAUGAUUUCUACGAAAGGUUUCCCUACCCCGCCUUUGCGGGCCGCACAGGUCUAGGAUUUCAGAGAAGAACUUAUCUCGUUAAUGGCUACACAAGCCCUCUUUCCCAAGAGUUACUGGAAAUUGUAGGAAAACGUCGGGACUUUGAAUAUGACAAAAACCACAACAGAGUGAGCGAUUAUUAUGAUCUAUAUGAACCUAAGCAUGAGCCAAGAUAUGAUGACAGUGAGCUGUAUUACGGCAAAAAGGAGUAUAAAUAUGAAAGACAAGAUCUAUAUAAGACUCCCUAUCCCGAAGUACGGCCUUUAGAAUAUCAAAAGGGUUUGGUUAACGGUAUUAAUAAUCCCAUAGGAAGGGAACUUUUGGAAACAGGUGGAAAAAACUAUAACUACAAUAGUGCUUAUUACCCAAAUUUGUACUAAAUUGUAACGACUAUACCGAUUCUAAAAAUAUAACAUGCAAUU
Messenger RNA from Pieris napi, 1215 nucleotides. RefSeq lists its product as uncharacterized. NCBI's taxonomy places the organism in Eukaryota, Metazoa, Arthropoda, Insecta, Lepidoptera, Pieridae. The transcript is spliced from 2 exons. The coding region runs from base 310 to 1173 and encodes 287 amino acids. The record is from RefSeq and is a predicted model, not a curated record.